Cadophora gregata is the source of this 2346-nucleotide messenger RNA. RefSeq lists its product as uncharacterized. The record is from RefSeq and is a predicted model, not a curated record. NCBI's taxonomy places the organism in Eukaryota, Fungi, Ascomycota, Leotiomycetes, Helotiales, Ploettnerulaceae. The transcript is spliced from 3 exons. The coding region runs from base 20 to 2092 and encodes 690 amino acids.
ACUUCAGUACAACGCCGGUAUGCCGGACUUCAAAGGCAUCGCAAAGGGAGGAUGGCAUCCCAAGGGUAAAGACGGCAAAUCCAAGGAAUCAUGGCGAGGAGACUUCAAAGGCAUCGACCAAGUUGCAGGUUGGAUGGGCAAGAAGAAAGGUCCUGGUGGAGGAGACGAGGGUGAACAUAUCUCACGGCCAUUGCACAGUUUAAAGGAUCCCGCGGCCUUCGGGCCUCCGCCAAAGAAUGUCAACUAUCAUGGCGGUGCAGCUCUUCCGAACCAAAUUACGCCGCAUACUGGUGGGUGGGGUGCACCUUUGUCGAAGGAGGACAUAAGGGCAAAGAAGGAAGCCGAGGAGGAGGAAGCACGGAGGGAGGCCGAAGAGGCAGCGAAACCGAAAGGUCCGCCAGUACCGUAUAGAAAGGAUACGACAGGUCUUUCGACCGCACAUCUUCCUCCACCUCCAGGGCGCAAAGAUGGAGCAGAUGGAAGGACGCCUCCUCCAGCAGACAAACCAAAACCUCCCGGGCUUCCGCCACGACUCCCUCCAAGACAGAAUUCCAGUAGUUCUGCUACUCCACCUCCUCCGUAUGCUGCAAACACACCCGAGCCGGAUGCUCACCGAGGUAUUCUCAAUCAAGGGGCUUUGAAUAGGUUGGGUGCUGCUGGUGUUUCUGUACCUGGAUUCGGCAUCAGCGGAGCAAAGUCAAAACAACCACUACCACCGCCCUCUCGAUCCCCUACUCACAGCCCUGCACCUGUUGCCUCCCCCAUAGCUAAUACCCAGCUCAACGAGCUCCAAUCUCGCUUCUCCCGCAUGUCAUCCUCAUCCUCCCCCAAACCGGAAGCACCCAGUCAAGGCACAACAUUCGCCCAGAAACAAGCUGCCCUCAAGACCGCGUCCUCGUUCCGAAAUGAUCCGUCAUCGGUAUCAUUAAGUGAUGCUAGGACAGCAGCAAGCACAGCAAACAACUUCCGGGAGAGGCAUGGCGAGCAAGUCAAGACAGGGUGGCAUUCUGCAAACAAGUUGAACACAAAGUAUGGUGUUGCAGAUAAGGUAGGGGCUUUUGGAGCGCCAGCGAAUGCGCAAACACUGGAGUCCCAAAGCCCUCAAGUUGAUACGAGGGACAAUACGAGUAGCCCACUUGCUGGGCCUGAAGGAGGAGUACUGGGGAAGAAGAAACCACCGCCUCCUCCCCCAGCCAAGAAGAAAGAGCUAAUGGGGAAUGGAGUUGGAAAGGAGCCUUUACCGCCGCCGAUACCACUGUCAAGUAAACCUAAACCUCAACCAUCUAGAUCCAAUCAUAACCAACCCGUUGAUCUCGACCUAGAUCUCAAAUCUCAAUGGUUCGUCAAGGGUCAAUUCCCACCUCGAACCAUCCCCACCAAAUCUUUCACCACAUCAUCUGGCUGGAGUUCUUCAGGGAGCCGCAAAUCCCACUGGCUUGUUGCGCACAUGCGCUUCGCAGAUCUGUCGAGUACCAAGAUUCGCGUGACGUGGGAUGGAAGUAGUCCGGAGUACACGGUCAAGGCAGAGCAGAGGCAUUCCCCUCCACCACCUGCACUCAGCAUUAGAGAGCUUGAGGAUUGUAGAGAUAGAUACUCCGAAUCUAUAGCCUCAUGGAGCGAAGCCCAAAUGGGCACCAAGGUUGGCAACGGCGAAUGCUGGACCCUCGCCAACGAAGCUCUCAAAGCCAUCGCUCAAACUUGUCUCUCGAGUAAUCAAGAACCAUGCAUGUCAUCUCAGAGCCUUGUACACGGCCACAUUCUCUACACAUACAUCCCGUCCCAAUCUUCACAACCUGUGCCUGCAGGCGGGAUACUGGAAGCGGGUGUGACAAGAGGAGAUAUCAUACAGAUAUUGAAAGCGAGAUUUGAGACAGGUAAUGGAGGAUGGCAGACUGCGGGCGACCCAGAUCAUACGGCUGUUGUGACGGGUGUAGAUCGUGAUGGGACAUUGAGGGUUGUCGAGCAGAAUGUGGGUGGGAAGAAGGUUGUUAUGAAGGGGAGAUACAAUAUGGGAGAGAUGGUUAGUGGGGAGGUGAGGAUUUUCAGGGCUGUGGGGGUUAGCUGGUUGGGGGAAUUGAAUACGGAGUGGUAAGGUGGCUGGUCUUUCAUGUCUACUGAAGAUAAUUAGCAAUUAUUCGCACAGCGAAGCUGUGGAAUAGACAGAGAAUCCAACCAGUGCAUUUGUAUGUGCUAGUACCUCGAAUUUUACUUGCUAGGUACUGCAAAUCCGAUAUAGCGACAUCUUUCCUCAGCUGGAAGGUCUCAAGCAGUGCGAAAAUCUGUGGGCUCUUCAUGAAAAUAAGACUGACCUCGCUGUAGUGCCUGGGCUGAAAGCUGAGAAUUUUG